AUGUCUCGUCCCGAGGAUAGCCUCGCGGCCGACGUCCACUACGACGACAUUGAAGCCCGCAAGUACACGACGUCCUCGCGCAUCCAAAACAUCCAAGCCUCGAUGACGCGGCGGGCCCUGGAGCUGCUGGACCUGCAGGGCCCGUCGCUCAUCCUCGACAUUGGCUGCGGCAGCGGCCUCUCCGGGGAGAUCCUGUCCGGGGUGGCGGCGGACGAGGGCGGCCCGCACACGUGGAUCGGCAUGGACGUGAGCCCCUCGAUGCUCGACGUGGCGCUGCAGCGCGACGUCGAGGGCGACCUCGUGCUGGCCGACAUGGGCCAGGGCGUGCCCUUUCGCGCCGGCACCUUUGACGCCGCCGUCAGCAUCUCGGCCGUCCAGUGGCUCUGCAGCGCCGAGACGAGCGACACGUCGCCCGCCGGCCGCCUCACCCGCUUCUUCAACGGCCUCUACGCCGCCCUGCGCCGCGGCGGCCGCGCCGUCUGCCAGUUCUACCCCAAAAACGACGCCCAGCGCACCAUGAUCACCCAGGCCGCCGUCAAGGCCGGCUUCGGCGCCGGCCUGCUCGAGGACGACCCGGGCACGAAGAAUGUCAAGCUGUAUCUGGUGCUCACCGUCGGCACCGUGGCGGGUGGUGAGGGCGGCGGCGGCGGCGGGGAUAUUACGAGCGUUGUCGCCGGCAUGGAUAAUGUCGAGGUGGAUGACGCGCGGCGAAAGUUUGCCGCAGUCAAUAAAAAGGCCGAGGUGAAAAAGGGAAGCAAGGCGUGGAUUGUCAAGAAAAAGGAGCAGAUGGAGCGCAAGGGCAAGAUUGUCAAGUCCACGUCCAGAUAUACGGGCCGCAAACGUCGCGUUGCGUUUUAG
Cordyceps militaris CM01 is the source of this 858-nucleotide messenger RNA. RefSeq names its product methyltransferase. Gene Ontology annotation, cellular component: nucleolus. The record is from RefSeq and is a predicted model, not a curated record. The coding region runs from base 1 to 858 and encodes 285 amino acids. Gene Ontology annotation, molecular function: rRNA (guanine) methyltransferase activity. Lineage: Eukaryota; Fungi; Ascomycota; Sordariomycetes; Hypocreales; Cordycipitaceae. The transcript is spliced from 2 exons. Gene Ontology annotation, biological process: rRNA (guanine-N7)-methylation.